This is a messenger RNA of Cornus florida, 4909 nucleotides long. RefSeq names its product putative late blight resistance protein homolog R1B-8. The transcript is spliced from 5 exons. The coding region runs from base 722 to 4714 and encodes 1330 amino acids. Gene Ontology annotation, molecular function: ADP binding. The record is from RefSeq and is a predicted model, not a curated record. Gene Ontology annotation, biological process: defense response to other organism. NCBI's taxonomy places the organism in Eukaryota, Viridiplantae, Streptophyta, Magnoliopsida, Cornales, Cornaceae.
UUUCAUCGAUGCAAGCACUAGGCGCCAGUUGUGCAAUGCAGACAGACUUCCACGACUCCACCAGUACUUGAAAGCUAUCUUCCCAUCAAUAGUUAAUUAAUUACCAGCCUAUGCAAUAACCAAUGAGGAGAGACAGAAAUGGCAGAAAAAUAUUAAUCGAUCACCAGCAUCACGACUACUGGAAGACUUCUACGGCGACUGCAAGGUCCAUCAGCACAAAAUAGCAGUAGCUACUUUCCACAGCAAAACAGCACCGCCAACCGCAAGACUUUUUUAUGAUGACUGCAAGGUGAGAUCUCUCCAUUCUCUGAACUCAACAUUUUGAAUUUGAAGCUUCUGCUAAUUAUGACCAUUUUGUACAGUACUCUGUUCACACAUUGGAAGACUGUUUUAAGAGUUGACAUCAAUUAUCAGCAGCUUAUGCUAAAACAACUGUUGGAGAGCUUCAGAGAGAAGAAAGAGAGAGAAUAUAUAAUGGCAUCACAGCUACUGAAAGACUUCUAUGGCGGCUGCAAGGUAGUUAGAUUAGGUAGGACUGUUAGAGAGGUUCAAAGAUAAACAGCUCGUCAGCACAACAUAGCAGCAAUUACUCUCCACAGCAAAAUAGCACCGCCAACCCCAAGACUCUUACGACGAUUGCAAGUUGUAUUUGAAGCUUGUGCUAAUUAAGACCAUAUAUAGUUGGAGAGUUUAAAUAGUUUGUGCAAAUAUUUAGAGAAGGAUGACAGAAGCUGCUGUGGGUUCUCUGUUGGAGAACAUGGUGCAGCUGAUAAACUCUAACAAUGAAUUGAUUCUUAAGGCUUAUGAGGAGAAAGUCAUUGAGAAGGAACAUAUCGAAUCACUUUAUGAGGAUAUGCAAUUCCUACUGAAGUUUCUGAAAGAUUCACGGCCUUUCAUUCCCUUGUUUUUUCAAGGCACACCCGUGACCAGAAAACGCCUUCGUGAUCAUGAAGAGCUGAAAAGCAUUGUGUCAAAGAUUAGAGACGUCAGUUACAAGACAGAAGACAUCAUCGACUGGUUCCUACUCAAAACUGUCAUCUUGCAGCAGAGAGAUGGAAGAAGCACGGCUUCUGAUUUUGAUCCCCUCAUGAUCAGUACUUCAUCCAAGAAUAUUUUGGACAAGGCUCAGAAAAUCUCCGAGAGCUUUAAACAUAUGGUAGAAGAAAUUAGUUCUAUCCAGAAAUGCAAGACAGAGGUAUUGGGAAUGCUCUCAUGGCUUCAGUCUGACAUGGCUCAUAAAAUUUGUGAUGGCUUUGGCGGUGUCAUAGAAGAGAUCAAACCUAUCAUAAAAGAGGCGAUGAAUAUUCUUCACAAGGGAUCGAGUCUCCGAUGGCUAAAGACUAAUGUGUUUGCUGAAGGUGAUUGGUGGAACAAUCGGAACGUGGCUUAUAGACUCAAUGGUUACUUCUGCCAAUUGUUCGAAGAGAAAAUUCGUGAAGUUGAUCAUCUCCUCCUUAAUAUGUCUAGUGAGAAAAUUCCCCAAGGCGGCUUUGGUGGUAUCAUAAGAGAGAUCAAGCUUAUCAUAAGACAGGUGCUGGAGAAUAUUGAUAAGAGAUCCAUGAGCUUGUGUCUCAAGUUUAGCUUGCCUGCGAAAAUAGCAGGCCUCUGUCAUUUGUCCUUAAAAAAAAUUGGAGAAGUUGAGCACCUUCUUAAUUCGUCCAGUAAGGAAAUUCAUUCUAUAAAAGAGAUCAAGUCUAUCGUAGAAGAGGUGAUAGAGAUUCAUGAGAAUUUAUUCCCAGAUAUGAUACGGUGGUCCGAUUUUUCGCUCUACAAUGAGAAAAUUAGUCCACUUUUUAUUCGUCUGUCCAGAGCAAACAUUUGUAAAGUUGGUCUCCUGUAUCAUGAGUCCGCUGAGGUACCUUAUGAAUUUGAUCGCCUCUAUAGAUUUUCUACACUUUUUUCGUACCUGCCUAAAAAAAUUUGUGAUUGCCACGAUAUAGACACAAGUGAUUGGUCUCAAUUUUGCUUGGCUGAAGACUAUCGUCAUCUGUUCAGUACGUACGAAGCAAUGAGUGUCUUGGGUGAGAAAAUUCGUCAUAUCUUUGGCAGCAUCACAGAAGAGAUCAAGCCUAUCAAGACAAAGGUAAUGAAGAUCUAUGAGAAGGGAUUGAGUAACCCGUGGAUUAAUUCUCAAAUGACUCGUGAAUUCCUUCUCCUCCUCAAUUUGUCCAUAAAGUUGGUGGACCUGGCUGAGGAACUUUCUCAUAGCUUUGGCAGUGUCAUAGAAGACACUAAUUCUAUCAAGACAGAAGUGAUGAAGAUUUACCAACAGGGUUUGAGACUUUCAUGGCUUGAAUCUGUUAUGCUUGAUGAAAUCCAUAAAUGGUUUGCCAUUGUCACUGAAGAGAUAAAGUCUAUUAAGAGAGAGGUGAUGAAGAUUUAUGAGAAGAAAAUGUACGGCAUCGGAGUGCUGCGAGGUGAGAAGUCUUCUCAUGGAGAUUCAUCAAUACCCACCACCUUUAAAGUCAAGGAAGAAUUAAUAGUGGGAUUUGAUGGUGAAACAGAAACAAUAAUGGAACUGCUUAAUCAACGACAUGAUUCACGUCUGAAAGUAAUACCAAUCAUCGGGAUGCCUGGACUCGGUAAGACCACUCUAGCCAUGAAAGUGUACAACAAUCCUCUCAUUCAAUAUAAGUUUCCUAUUCGUGCAUGGACACAUGUAUCUCAAGUAUACUGGAGGAGAGAUUUGUUACUUAGAAUUUUGAGUUCUGCAGAUAUCCAGCUUAAAGGUAAAAUUGAGAAAAUGAGUGACGAAGAAUUAGGUGAAGGACUGUACAAAAGGCUAAAAGGUCAGAAGUAUCUCGUCGUCAUGGAUGAUAUAUGGGAGUUGAGGGCCUGGAAUGAUAUCAAAAGAUAUUUUCCAAAUGACAACAAUGGAAGCGGAAUUAUAUUCACUAGUCGGCAUGGAGACGUGGCUUUAUCUUUGCCUGCUGAACCUCACUACUUGCGGUUUCUAGAUUCAGAUGAAAGUUGGGUUCUGUUACAGCAAAAGGUAUUUCAGGGAGAUAGUUGCCCUCAGGAGUUGAUUGCAAUCAGAAAGCAAAUUGCCAAAAAAUGUCAAGGACUACCACUUGCAAUUGUUGUAAUAGCUGGACUUCUCACAAAGGAAGACAAAACACAAACCAGGUGGAGGCAUGUUGCUGAAAGUGUAAGUUCAUACAUUGUUACUGAACCUGAGCAAUUCAUGGACACACUAGCACUGAGUUACAACCACUUGCCUUAUCACUUGAAACCAUGUUUCCUCUAUUUCGGAGCAUUCCCUGAAGACUAUGAAAUUCCAGUUUGGAAGUUAAUAUGGUUAUGGGUCGCUGAAGGAUUUAUAGUGCGAAAUCAACAAAAAAGUUUAGAAGCAGUAGCGGAGGAUUACAUGAUGGAACUAAUUGAUAGAAGUUUAGUGAUUGUUUCCAAGAAAAGGUCUAAUGGUGGAAUUAAAACAUGCCGUGUUCAUGAUCUCUUGCGUGAUUUAUGUUUGAGAAAAGCUCAAGAAGAUAAUUUUUUAAUGCAAGUUUCGAGUUAUGAACGAACAUUUUCUUCUUCAAGUCCUACGGCAAAAAAGCAGCGUCGCAUUUGCAUCAGUACUCACGUUGAUUUUUAUAACAUACUUACUCUCUUUAAUGGAUGUGGUUAUUCAAAGCAUGGUGAUCCAGAGGUCCGCUCUUUCUCUUCAACUACCGAGUUACCUCUGUUUUAUCUUUUGUCAUUUUGUAGUGCCUUCAAACUUCUUAGGGUGUUAAAUAUAUCAUCGGUAAAAAUUUCCUCCUUUCCUGAAGGACUACAACUGUUAGUUCAUUUGAGGUAUUUAUCAAUUCAUAUUGACAAAGAAUAUUUUCAGCCAUCAGUAUUCAACCUCUGGAAGCUAGAAACCUUUAUUCUUGAAGGGGGGCCAACAGGUUGUGUAUCUUUCUCACAUGAUAUCUGGAAGAUGGUGAAGUUGAGGCAUCUAUAUACAAAGCAGUUUAUUGAAAUCCCUCAUGUACCCAAUGAUAACUAUCCUUUCAUGUUGGUUGACCUUCAAACCAUAUGUAAAUUAGAUCUAUGUGGUGUAGAUGAGCAAGUCUUGCGAAGGAUUCCGAAUCUCAGUAAACUAACAUGCUCUUUUAUGGAGUUAUUGGGAGGGAAUAAUAUCUUUCCUAAAUUGGACUUUCUAGUUCACCUUGAAACCCUGAAGGUAACUUAUGGUGGAUUUAGAGGACAUCUGGGAAGAUUUCCAUGUCUGGAUGAGUUUCCCCCAAAUCUCAAAAGCUUGACUUUAUCAAACUUCUGUCUGUCUUGGGAGGAAAUGUCGACCCUUGGAAGGUUGCCUAACCUUGAGGUCCUUAAAUUAUCAUACAAGGCCUUUGAGGGACCAAGGUGGGACACAAGUGUUGGACUGAUUCACAAACUCAAAUUCUUGAGGUUUCAACGCCUGGACAUCAAGCAAUGGAAUGCUUCUGGUAGUAGCUUUCCUGUCCUUAAGACAUUGGUAUUAGAUGACUGUAAACAACUCAAGGAGAUCCCAUCUGGUUUACGCGAUAUUUUUACAUUGGAGAUGAUUCUGCUCUGGUAUUGUAGCAGCCCCGCAGCACGCUCUGCCUGGCAAAUUCAAGAUUGGCAACAAAGAAUGGGAUAUGAUGGACUUAAGAUCCAGAUUUACCCUUGGAAUAAUGAGGAUGAUGAUGAAGAUAUGGAGGAUGAUGAAGAUAUGGGGGACAAAGAUGAUACAUGUCGAGGCUAAUCAUGAGGAUGACAAGAAUGACAUAGCAUUCAGUCACUUACAUAACUUACAUACUGUGUGUCGUUUGUAAUUUCAUUUUACUUUUACCAUCAUCUCAAGAUGAAUGGAAUCCAUUUCAUGGUAGCUUGAUUUCAGGGAACAUAAAUUUAGCGGGUAGGAUUUUAGUAAAUAGCAAGAGUACAGAGGUAUUUUGUU